Messenger RNA from Momordica charantia (bitter melon), 3077 nucleotides. RefSeq names its product Transducin/WD40 repeat-like superfamily protein (gene LRS1). Lineage: Eukaryota; Viridiplantae; Streptophyta; Magnoliopsida; Cucurbitales; Cucurbitaceae. The record is from RefSeq and is a predicted model, not a curated record. Gene Ontology annotation, molecular function: ubiquitin binding. Gene Ontology annotation, biological process: double-strand break repair via homologous recombination.
GGCCAAGGCCACAAUAAAAUCGAAACAGAGAGAGCCCAGUUCAUAGUCAUCUCUCUCUCUCUCAACGGGAUUUUCUCUUUCUAAAAAUAUUUUGCAACUUCCGCAGUGGAACAAGAAGGACGAAACCCAGAAUCGUUGAAUAGAGUUUCUAAAUCAAUUCUGAAGUGAGUUCGGCAAUGCACCGAGUGGGUAGUGCGGGGAAUACAUCCAAUUCUUCUCGCCCCCGCAAGGAGAAGAGGUUAACAUAUGUUUUGAGUGAUGCCAAUGAUAGUAAGCAUUCUGCCGGUAUAAAUUGCUUAGCUGUGCCGAAGUCUUCUAUCGAUGGCUGUGAUUACCUUUUUACUGGAAGCCGUGAUGGUACGUUGAAAAGAUGGUCGCUAGCUGAAGAUGCAGCCUCCUGCUCUGCUACCUUCGAGUCUCAUGUGGAUUGGGUUAAUGAUGCGGUUCUUGUAGGCAAUAAUAGGCUUGUUUCCUGUUCUUCAGAUGGCACUGUUAAGGCAUGGAAUUGCUUAGAUGAUGGAGGUUGCACUAAGACUCUGCGUCAGCAUUCUGACUAUGUGACUUGUCUUGCUGCAGCAGAAAAAAAUAGCAAUGUUGUUGCAUCUGGAGGACUUGGUGGGGAGGUUUUCAUAUGGGAUAUGGAGGCUGCAUAUGCUCCAGCUUCUAAGUCAAGUGAUGCAACAGAUGAUGAGUGUUCAAAUGGUGUCGUUGCUACUGGAAAUUCACUACCAGUUACAAGUUUACGCACUAUCAGCUCUAGUAACAACAUUUCUACACACCCAAACCAGUCUCAUGGUUAUGUUCCAAUUGCUGCAAAAGGCCAUAAGGAAUCAGUUUAUGCAUUAGCAAUGAAUGAUAGUGGGACGCUUCUUGUCUCUGGUGGAACUGAAAAGGUUGUGCGUGUUUGGGACCCAAGAACUGGUUCAAAGACGAUGAAGUUAAGAGGACAUACAGAUAAUAUUAGGGCUCUCCUUUUGGACUCGACUGGCAGGUUCUGCUUAUCAGGAUCCUCUGAUUCCAUGAUCAGACUGUGGGAUCUUGGUCAACAACGAUGUGUGCAUUCCUAUGCAGUACAUACUGAUUCUGUUUGGGCACUAGCCAGUACACCAUCAUUUAGUUAUGUUUAUAGUGGUGGUAGAGACCUCUCUCUGUAUAUAACAGACUUGUCGACGAGAGAGAGUCUUUUGCUUUGCACAGGGGAAUAUCCCAUUCAACAAUUGGCAUUACAUGAAGAGAAUAUAUGGGUUGCAACUACAGAUUCUUCAGUUCACAGAUGGCCCACUGAAGGGUGUAAUCCUCAGAAGGUUUUUGAAAGGGGUGGUUCAUUUUUAGCCGGAAAUCUAUCAUUUUCUAGGGCAAGGGCUUCUUUGGAAGGAUCUACUCCUGUUCCUGUAUAUAAAGAACCAACCUUCACCAUUUCUGGAGCUCCGGCAAUUGUGCAGCAUGAAAUUUUAAAUAAUAGAAGGCAUAUCCUGACAAAGGAUGCGGCAGGUUCUGUCAAGCUAUGGGAGGUUACUAGGGGCAUUGUAAUUGAGGAUUAUGGAAAGGUCUCAUAUGAAGAGAAAAAGGAAGAGUUAUUCGAGAUGGUCAGUAUUCCUGCAUGGUUUACUGUGGAUACCAGGCUUGGGAGUUUGUCAGUUCAUCUGGACACUCCCCAGUGCUUUUCUGCAGAGAUGUAUUCAGCAGACCUUAAUAUUACGGGAAAACCAGAGGAUGAUAAGGUUAAUCUGGCACGAGAAACCCUUAAAGGACUUAUGGCUCAUUGGUUAGCCAAGAGAAAACAUAGAUUUGGAUCACAAGCCUCAGCUAAUGGAGAAGUUCUUUCUGGGAAGGAUAUCAGUACAAGAAGUCUUUCCCAUUCAAGGAUUGAGGCAGAUGGCAGUGCUGAAAAUGACUCCAUGGUUUAUCCUCCAUUUGAAUUUUCAACAGUUUCUCCUCCCUCAAUCAUUACGGAGGGUUCCCAAGGUGGACCUUGGAGAAGGAAGAUUACUGAAUUGGACGGAACAGAAGAUGAGAAAGACUUCCCAUGGUGGUGUUUGGACUGUGUGUUGAAUAAUCGCCUACCUCCAAGAGAAAAUACCAAGUGUAGUUUUUAUCUACAUCCUUGUGAAGGUUCGUCCAUUCAGAUCUUAACACAAGGAAAACUAAGUGCUCCUCGUAUUUUGAGAGUGCAUAAGGUUGUAAAUUAUGUCAUAGAGAAGAUGGUUCUUGACAAACCAUUGGAUAAUGUAAAUCCGGAUGUUCCUUUUGGUUCUGGACUCUCUUCAACCGUUGGAGAUGGAUCAUUUCGGUCUGGAUUAAAGCCUUGGCAAAAGCUUAAACCUUCUAUAGAAAUCUUAUGCAACAAUCAGGUCUUGUCUCCUGAUAUGAGCUUAGCCACAGUUAGGAAUUACAUCUGGAAGAAGCCAGAGGAUUUGGUCCUCAAUUAUAAAGUGGUUCAAAGCAGGUGAACGCACGAAACAGGUGAUUCUUUUGCUGAGGAAACUGGGAAUGUUGCUUCUUCUUGGGGUGCUUGAUAUGAAUGAAAGCAUUUUAUCCAGGCAUUGCAUAUCUAAACACCAUCAACCCAUUUCUCAAUUCCGUGUUGUUUCUCGAACCUGCCGAGAAUUUUCUGGUCAUCAUUUCAUCGAAGGUAAAGCAGCAGGCGCCAUAGAUUUUCGAUCUUCAUCUUUAUCCUGCAAGGUGUAGCUUUUACAAAAAAUACUGCAGUAGGAAGAGGCUUGGCAUGGGUUUUAAUGGCAUGGAUGUAUUUUUUUGACUGUGGAGGAGAAAUCAGCAGUAUGGAAAAUUUGGGGAGAGGGACUAAAUAUUAGGGUUAUGAUGUCAGAAAGCUGUGUAGAUUUGAAUGGUGGCUUACCUACUUUAGUCUUAGAAAACCAAGUUGUGAAGGUUAUAUUUUUGUUUUAUUUAUUUAUUCAUAAAUAAAAAGGAGGUCUCUCUUUGUGCUCUACUGCUGAACAGAGCUUUUCUUUUAUUUUCAUUUGAAAAUUUUGCCCCCAUUCUGCUCCUCUCCUUCAUUUACUUAUUGAAUUCUGUAACUUGAAUGCCAGAGUUCCUUUGGGAGGUAGUUUUUUUUU